Colletes gigas is the source of this 1202-nucleotide messenger RNA. RefSeq names its product eukaryotic translation initiation factor 3 subunit I (gene eIF3i). The record is from RefSeq and is a predicted model, not a curated record. Gene Ontology annotation, cellular component: eukaryotic translation initiation factor 3 complex, eIF3m; cytoplasm. The transcript is spliced from 5 exons. Lineage: Eukaryota; Metazoa; Arthropoda; Insecta; Hymenoptera; Colletidae. Bases 147 to 1127 code for a protein of 326 amino acids. Gene Ontology annotation, biological process: cytoplasmic translational initiation. Gene Ontology annotation, molecular function: RNA binding; protein binding; translation initiation factor activity.
AAUAUGGUCGCUUCUUUCUACCUAUUGAAACAUUCGUGUCUUUUUACCGUUCGAGAGUGAAGAGUAUUGUAAUUGCCUUUGACUGUUGAGUGCUCGAUUGUUGACGCCUUAAUCAUUUUAUAGUAUUAUAUAUUUUUUAACACAAAAUGAAACCUUUGAUGUUACAUGGGCAUGAACGUGCCAUAACAAAAAUCAAAUAUAAUAGAGAAGGUGAUUUACUAUUUUCGUCGAGUAAAGAUAAAAAGCCAAAUGUUUGGUACUCUUUAAACGGGGAACGCCUUGGAUCUUUCAAUGGUCAUAAUGGUUCAGUGUGGUGUAUUGACGUUAAUUGGGACACAACAAGAUUUUUAUCCGGUAGUGGUGAUAAUUCACUAAGAGUUUGGGAUUGUCAAACUGGAAAAGAAAUAGGUCUACUCCACACAAACAGUUCAGUAAGAACAUGUAGCUUCAGUUAUUCAGCAAACCUUGCUGUUUAUUCUACAGACAAAGCAUUGGGGCACCCAUGUGAAAUGUUCAUCAUGGACAUCAGAAAUGUUGAUGCAGUCUUAUCACAGGAUGAUGCAAUUUCUAGAAUUGCAGUUGGUGGCCCUAGAAUCUCUGCUAUUUUAUGGGGUGCAUUAGAUGAAACAGUUAUUACUGGCCAUGAGGAUGGUGAAAUCACUCUUUGGGACAUGAGAACAAGGAAACAAUUAUCAAGUGUCAAAGGUCACAAAUCUCAAAUAAAUGAUAUGCAAUUCAAUAAAGAUGGGACCAUGUUUGUAACUGCAUCAAAAGAUAAUACUGCAAAAUUGUUUGACAGUGAAUCAUUGGUGGUAUUAAAAACAUACAAGACAGAAAGGCCUGUGAAUUCUGCCACAAUUUCUCCUAUAUAUGAUCAUGUGGCUCUUGGAGGUGGUCAAGAUGCCAUGGAUGUAACAACAACAUCCACUCGUCAAGGAAAAUUUGAUUCUCGAUUUUUCCAUUUAGUAUUUGAAGAAGAAUUUGCACGUUUGAAAGGACAUUUUGGUCCGAUUAACUCUCUUGCGUUCCAUCCGAAUGGUCGUAGCAUUUCCACAGGCGGAGAGGAUGGUUACGUUCGUAUUAAUACAUUUGAUCAAUCUUAUUUCGAUUUUCAUUUUGAGUAUUAAUGUUGUAAGUUAACAAAAAUAAAUACGUAUAAAUUAAGAAAUUAAUGUAAAUUAUUUUAAUUUUGUCAAACUUCC